This is a messenger RNA of Glycine soja, 1566 nucleotides long. RefSeq names its product transcription factor MYB44-like. Gene Ontology annotation, cellular component: nucleus. The record is from RefSeq and is a predicted model, not a curated record. Gene Ontology annotation, biological process: regulation of DNA-templated transcription. Lineage: Eukaryota; Viridiplantae; Streptophyta; Magnoliopsida; Fabales; Fabaceae. Gene Ontology annotation, molecular function: DNA-binding transcription factor activity, RNA polymerase II-specific; RNA polymerase II cis-regulatory region sequence-specific DNA binding. Bases 349 to 1242 code for a protein of 297 amino acids. The transcript has a single exon.
AGUUUCUUUGGAUGGUAAACUUUGAUUAAAAAAAAAAAAACAGAAGAAAGGUGGUGAGUUGUGUAAAUGGGAGCAGCUGAGAAGUGACGCGUGUCCUAUGACAGCUGUAUCCCAAAUCCCAAGCCAACCGCUUCCCUGGAAGAAGCGGUACCGAUUGCCCAUAACGCUCGCUGACAACUCCAAAACCUAACUUGCCAAACCGGUAUCCACUCCCCCACUCCCUCUCACAUAUAAGCGACCAAACCAUUGCAAUGCUCCACACCACUACGCCACAGGAGUCGCCUCGUGUUUCCGUUUCCGUUUCAAUUUCCUCUCACAGGCUUUAACCUUACCAGCUCGAGAUAAGACAUGGACCGGAUCAAAGGCCCAUGGAGUCCGGAGGAGGACGAGGCUCUGCAGAAGCUGGUGGAGAAACACGGGCCCAGGAACUGGUCUCUGAUCAGCAAGUCCAUCCCGGGCCGGUCCGGCAAGUCCUGCAGGCUCCGGUGGUGCAACCAGCUGUCCCCCCAGGUGGAGCACCGGGCCUUCACGGCCGAAGAGGACGACACCAUAAUCCGGGCCCAUGCCCGCUUCGGCAACAAGUGGGCCACCAUAGCCCGCCUCCUCCACGGCAGAACCGACAACGCUAUCAAAAACCACUGGAACUCCACCUUGAAGCGCAAGUGCUCUUCAACCAUGAUCGACGACAACACCCAACCGCUGAAAAGAUCCGUGAGUGCCGGCGCGGCUAUUCCAGUCUCUACUGGACUCUACAUGAACCCGCCCACACCGGGUAGUCCCUCCGGAUCCGAUGUGAGCGAGUCCAGCUUACCGGUUGCAUCCUCUUCGCACGUGUUCCGUCCCGUGCCUAGAACUGUCAAGGUUCUACCACCCGUAGAAACCACGUCGUCCUCCAAUGACCCUCCAACUUCACUUUCUCUAUCACUCCCCGGUGUUGGUGUUGUUGACUCAUCCGAAGUCUCCAAUCGGACAACUGAGCCGAUUCAUUUUACACCGCCAAUGCCACAUCGGUCGAAUACUAUGCCUUUGCUGCCAAUGAUGACGUCGGUUUCAGCGACGGUGAUGGCGCCGUUUAAUUUUAGCGCAGAGUUUCGGUCGGUGAUGCAGGAAAUGAUAAGGAAGGAGGUGAGGAGUUAUAUAGAGUUGCACAAUCAGAAUGGGAUGUGUUUUCAGGCUGCGGUGAAUGAUGGGUUUAGGAACGCUUCCGUCAAGCGUAUUGGAAUUAGCAGGGUUGAUUCGUAAAUAGUAUCAUCGGAGAAAAGAAUGUUCAUUUGCUCCUCCUAAUGGGAAAAAAAUAAGAAGAAUCUGUUUUUUUCCCUGUUCUUUUUUAUUUUUAAUCAAUGUUUUUAGGCAAUAAUUAUGGUUAAUGUACAGUGAGACAUAACUCGAUCGAUCCGAAGGAGAAUGGUAAUCGGAAGAAAGAGGGAGAUAGAUAGGUGUUAUUACCCAUUAGAUAAAAUCUGAAAUCUAUGUUGUAACUUUUUUUUUUUUUUUAAUCCUCUCUUGGUCAUGUUCUCCAGUGAAAACAAAAAGAAAAUACAAUUUUAUAUUAAACAAAAUCUUCUA